Acanthoscelides obtectus is the source of this 777-nucleotide messenger RNA. The record is from the annotation of a GenBank genome assembly. NCBI's taxonomy places the organism in Eukaryota, Metazoa, Arthropoda, Insecta, Coleoptera, Chrysomelidae.
AUGGAUCGCCGCCGUCUGCUUUCACAAAAAGAGCUGGAAGCGCUUAUUGAAGAUAUUGAAGAAAUCUCAGAGUCGGAACCAUUUUCUGCUGACUCGAGUGGCAAUUUCGAUGAAGAAGCAGGCAGUGAUACGUCCGAUAUAUCUAACUCAGACAUCGAUUUUGCGCCUUCACCACAGGUAACUGUUGGUACAAACCAAGGUCUUGACUCGGUCAUUCCUGAUGAAACAUUUGAGCCUGCUCAAAUCCUUCCUCCUGAAAGAGAAUGUAAGCUAGCUCCAGAUAUCACCACGCAGUUCACACCUAUGCAGGAUGUUCAUAAAGUAUUUCCUCAUUCUCUUUAUUUGCACAUUGCAAAUUCUACAAAUGAACGCCUAAAAAUCCUAAACCAAUUAAAAAGGAGGAAUGAGAACAUGACUGAUAAAGGAGAAAUACAGAAGUUAAUUAGCUACUAUGCAGCCUUGGGAACUUGCAUGUCCAAUCGCAAGAAUGUACCAUCUAUGGGAGACAAACUGCAAGAAGGGGAAUCUCAAUUCCGAUGCACUUCUUCGGGAUUACUUUGUGUAAAGUGGCAGGAAACAAAGGAAGUUUUGCUGAUGAGUAACUGUCAUAAGCCCAAUUUGACAACAAUUAGCAAAAGAGCAAAACCGGUGAACAACAAAAUGUCCAAUGUCCAGAGGCCAUAUCUUUUUACAGAAAAAAAAUGUAAGGGGUUGAUCGGGCAGAUCAAUCCACUGGGCUAUAUGAUCAUGACCGAAAAUCAGCAAAGUGGUGGAUAA